UAACCAAGGUUAAUAGAGGCGCACAAAACCGCGUUGGUUCUUCUGUCUACCCCUGGUAAGUGGUAACAUCCUCUUCUGUGUUCCCCACAUUAUGCAUACCAUCUUCACUUCUAUACAGACCAAAUCAAUUUCAGAUAAAGAAAGAGAAAUUGAGAAAAAGAGAGAGAAAAUGAGGCUUCUCAGUUUACUGGAUGAAGAGAAAGAAGAAGAGUUACAAAAGGAGAAAGCAAGAGAGUUUAAACUCUAUGAAGCAGCCAUGAAGGGCACUGUAACAUCUCUCCUAAGCCUUCUUCAUGAAGACCCUCUGAUCUUCAACAGAGCCACACCAUCCUCAAUCUCCGAUUCACCGUUGCACGUUUCAGCUCUUCUGGGUCACCUCGAAUUCACUAAAGAACUACUGAGUCGAAAGCCCGAGUUGGUCAAAGCGUUGAACUCAGACGGUUCAUCCGCGCUUCACGUGGCAGCGGCAAAAGGGUACGUGGAGAUAGUGAAAGAACUGUUGGUGGUAAAUCCUGAUAUGGGUUUUGUGUUGGAUCAUAGUGGGAGGACUCCUCUACAUCUGGCUGCGAUCAAAGGACGAGUUGGGGUAUUGACCGAGUUGAUCCGGGUUAAACCGGAGGCGACUCGGAAGUUGACCCGUUGGGGAGAGACUUGUUUGCAUUUGUGUGUGAAAUAUAAUCGUUUGGAGGCUUUGAAGGUUUUGGUGGAAAGCCUAAAGAAAGAUGAUCAGUUUGUUAAUUGGAAGGAUGAAAAUGGUAGCACCAUAUUACAUCUUGCUGUGGCCAAUAAACAGGUCGAGAUCAUUAAGUUUCUGCUCAUUUACACUGGGAUAGAGAUAAACACAAGAAAUGCAAAGGGUUCCACAGCAAUAGACAUCUUAUCACAAGGUCCCAGAGACCUGAGAGACAUGGAAAUCAAACACUGUCUUCACCAUGGCAGAACUUCAACAAUGGAGAAAACACCAUCAGUCAUAGCAGAUGGAGAUACAAGAAGGCCUUCUUCGACUUCAAGAUCAAAACCCCAAGACACCAUCAACAAAAGUACUAAACAGCAGCCUAAGGAACAGAGACAGACAGACUGGCUGGGCAGAAAAAGAAGUGCACUAAUGAUUGUAGCAUCACUUCUCGCUACUGUCGCCUUCCAAGCUGGCCUAUCCCCACCAGGCGGUUUAUGGCAGAACGACGAAUUGGUAGACACAAAUGGAAACACGGUGGACAAACCACAUGAAGUGGGUCAAUCCAUAAUGGCCUACAACAAUCCCAAAGCAUAUGGGCAGUUCAUGAUCUUCAACGCCAUUGCUUUUCUGGCGUCACUGAGCAUAAUUCUACUGCAAAUCAGCGGUUUGCCACUGAGGAGACGGCGGUGGAUGUGGACGCAGAUGGUGACUACUUGGAUUGCCAUUACUGCACAGACUGGAACGUACUUCAUUGCAUUUCUUCAGUUGACGCCGUCACAUGUUGAGGGUACGCUGUUUCAUGUGACUAGGAUUUCGGUUAUGGGGUGGCUUUCGCUGAUGGCUGUUGUGUUGAUUGGGAAUGUUAUUAGAGUAGUAGUGUAUUUCCUUAGAAAGUAUGGUUGCAUUCAGGGAAAGGAGUGGGAGGUUUCGGUUUAUACAGAAAAUAAUGAGAACGAAGACCUUUGAGAAUGAUAGUUUCACCCAGGUUGAUGUAGAUCUCUUCUUCUCUGAAGUUAGAAUAUCUGGAGAUGCUAAAAAACUUUAUUUCUUUUCUUCUUUUUUGGACAUUUUCAUAUUUCACAGUUCGAAAAAAAAAAAUUUCACUAUUUGGCAUGAAAUUUGCUGUGUGGAAGUGUAGGCAUAUUCUAUGAUUAAGGAAAAAACCAUU
Messenger RNA from Ilex paraguariensis (yerba mate), 1844 nucleotides. The record is from the annotation of a GenBank genome assembly. Lineage: Eukaryota; Viridiplantae; Streptophyta; Magnoliopsida; Aquifoliales; Aquifoliaceae.